AUGGCGGGCCAACAACGCAUAGCCAUUCUUUCUGUCUAUGACAAGACAGGUCUUUUGGACCUGGCCAAGGGGCUAAUUAAGAACAAUGUCCGCAUCCUGGCAUCUGGAGGAACAUCAAAGAUGAUUCGUGAGUCAGGGUUUCCGGUUGAGGACAUCUCUGCCAUCACUAAAGCUCCUGAGAUGCUGGCUGGCCGCGUCAAGACGCUGCAUCCUGCCGUACAUGCAGGCAUCCUAGCACGCGACCUUGCUUCUGACGAAAAGGAUCUUGCCGAGCAGAACAUCGAGAAAGUUGACUAUGUAAUCUGCAACCUCUAUCCCUUCAAGGACACUGUCUCAAAAAUCAACGUGACGGUUCCCGAGGCUGUGGAGGAAAUCGACAUCGGUGGUGUCACCCUUAUUCGCGCUGCUGCCAAGAACCACACCAGAGUGACAAUCCUCAGUGACCCAGCUGACUACGCCGAGUUUAUCAACGAGCUUGAGGCCGGCGAGAUCAAAGAAUCUAGCCGCAAGCUAUACGCCCUAAAGGCUUUCGAGCACACUGCUGACUACGAUGCUGCAAUCUCCGAUUUUUUCCGCAAGCAGUAUGCUGGUGAUGGCUCUCGAUACCUCUCGUUACGGUAUGGUGCCAACCCACACCAGAAGCCUGCCGCCGCCUACGUCAAGGAGGGGCGCCUGCCUUUCACUGUGCUUAGCGGGUCACCCGGCUACAUCAAUUUGCUCGAUGCCCUCAAUGCUUGGCCGCUGGUGAAGGAGCUCAAGGCUGCGCUUGGCCUUCCUGCCGCAGCCUCCUUCAAGCACGUCUCGCCAGCAGGUGCUGCCAUCGGUACCCCGCUUUCUGCCGACGAGAGGAAAGUCUACAUGGUUGAUGAUAUUCUGGGCAUCGAGACAUCUGCUCUUGCCCAGGCUUAUGCACGCGCUCGCGGUGCCGACCGCAUGAGCAGUUUUGGUGACCUGAUCGCCCUUAGUGAUGUUGUUGAUGUUCCUACAGCCACCAUUAUUGGCAAGGAGGUAUCGGACGGUGUCAUCGCCCCCGGUUACGAACCAGACGCUCUGGCCAUCCUCAAAAAGAAAAAAGGUGGUCGUUACCUGGUCUUGCAAAUCGACCCAGAGUACGUGCCCACCGGCCGCGAAACGCGCACAGUCUUCGGUGUAACUUUGGCUCAACACCGCAACGACAUCCUUGUCUCGCCCAAGUCCUUUAACACCAUCAUCACACCAAAGGAUGCGGCCGGCCCGCUGUCUGAUGCAGCCCUACGCGACCUCACGAUAGCCACAAUUGCCUUAAAGUACACCCAGAGCAACUCAGUCUGCUAUGCAGCUCGGGGACAGGUGAUUGGUUUGGGUGCAGGCCAACAGUCUCGGAUCCACUGCACGCGAUUGGCAGGUGACAAGGCCGACAACUGGUGGUUGCGGUUUCAUCCACGCGUGCUUGGCAUUCGGUGGAAGAAAGGCACAAAGCGCCCUGCGAAGAGCAACGCUAUUGAUCUCCUUGUUGGCGGUCAGCUACCUAAAGAUGGCCCUGAACGUGAGGCAUUCGAAGAGGUUUUUGAGGUAGUUCCGGAGGCUUUUUCGACCAAGGAGCGCGAGGGCUGGCUGGCAACGCUUACAGAUGUGGCUGUGUCUAGCGACGCUUUUUUUCCCUUCACGGACAAUGUUUAUCGGGCGGCUCGGUCAGGGGCUAAGUACAUCGCGGCCCCCGGCGGUAGUCAAAAUGAUAUACCAGUAUUUGAAACUGCUGAAAAGUUAGGCAUCACAUUUGUUGAGCAAAACAUUCGGCUUUUUCACCACUGA
This is a messenger RNA of Grosmannia clavigera kw1407, 1791 nucleotides long. RefSeq names its product phosphoribosylaminoimidazolecarboxamide formyltransferase imp cyclohydrolase. Gene Ontology annotation, biological process: 'de novo' IMP biosynthetic process. The transcript has 3 exons. The record is from RefSeq and is a predicted model, not a curated record. NCBI's taxonomy places the organism in Eukaryota, Fungi, Ascomycota, Sordariomycetes, Ophiostomatales, Ophiostomataceae. Gene Ontology annotation, molecular function: phosphoribosylaminoimidazolecarboxamide formyltransferase activity; IMP cyclohydrolase activity. Gene Ontology annotation, cellular component: cytosol. The coding region runs from base 1 to 1791 and encodes 596 amino acids.